AUGCUCACGGAAUGUGAGAGGAUUCUGGGUGAAGGCCUUCUCCGUCUUCCUUCGAAACACGAGUACCGCUAUGGACCUAAGGCGGAGAAAGAUUUGUUAGAGCUGCUUUUUCGAUCGCUCUCCGGUAAUAACGAAGAGCACUUGCGUCAGCUAUUCCCCGAAGGACUCCCAGACGGUCCAUGGAAGCUAGCCGAAGCUCAAGGUGCGAAGGAGGGCGCGGAAUACAGUGAAGCUGCCCGGGGCAAGCGAUGUGGUCAUAUUUUCCGCGCCGGGGAGGCUACCUACCGGUGUGUAACAUGUGCUGCAGACGAUACCUGCGUGCUUUGCAGUCGAUGCUUUGAUUCGUCCGAUCAUACGGGGCACCAGUACCAGAUUUCCCUCUCUUCGGGAAAUUGUGGCUGUUGUGACUGCGGGGAUGAUGAAGCCUGGAGACUUCCGUUGUUCUGUGCGAUCCACACAGACAGCGGUGAUGCAAAGAGCAAGGAACGGGCCCGGAACCAAUUGCCGCAGGAGUGGGUGGAUAGUAUCAAGCUCACGAUCGCUCGAGUGCUCGACUAUUUCUGUGAUGUCAUUUCGUGUUCGCCCGAACAGCUGCGACUGCCCAAGACGGAAGAUGGGAUUCGACAGGAUGAGGAGAAAUCUCGGCUAGGCCCUGGAUGGUAUGGCGAGGGAGACCAGGCGGAGGAAGAGCCGGAAUUUGCUCUGGCGCUCUGGAACGACGAGAAACAUACAAUCCGGGAUGUUGCUCAGCAGAUCAUCCGUGCGUGUCGAGAGCGGGAAAGGUUCGGCCUGGACAGAGCUCACGAAACGAAUGACAUUGGACGAAGUAUCGUCAAAUACUCGAAGGAUUUGCCAAGGUUGUUGGCUGUGUCCAAGAUUAUUGAGCAGAUCAAGGUUACUGUCACAGUACGAUCUGCGCGUGAUACUUUCCGCGAGCAAAUGUGUGCCACCAUUGUUGAAUGGCUGGCCGAUAUUUCUGGGUGUAGCGUUCUCGAGGAUAAUGAAAUUUUGCGCCACACCAUCUGCGAAGAAGUGCUGAGUCCCUGGCAGAAGGGGAGUGGGGCUUACAACGCAGCUAUCGGGUUGAAGGGCAUCGAUGACCAUCAAAGAAGCGAGAAUACGCCGUUUCGCACAGUCAUGCUUACUGUGUCGCCCCAGGGACAGGUCGUUUUGGCGGCCGACGACGACGACGACGACGACGAUGAGGAGGAGGAGGCACCUAACCCCGAUGGGCCGGCUGAAAAUGAUGAAGAGAAUGGUGAAGACGAAGAAGAUUUCGUGAUUGAGGGCCCCAACGAUGCUGACGAUGAGGACGAGGACAUGGAAAUUGAUAUCAACCGCCUCAACGAAGAGGCUGAUGAGGAUGAAGAUGUGGUAAUGGACAAUACAGGGGAUGCGUUCAAUAUCACACGGGCCCUGCUAGGGCUCCAAGCGCAGCGACGAGCCUUUUUUGAAAACACGCCACCUGAGGUGCCGGACAGGCAACAAGAACCUGAAGAACCGGAAGAACUGCAACAACCGCAACAACAGCAAGAGGAGGGGCAGCAGCAAGAAGCUGAACUGCAAGCACAGGAGCAGCAAGAGCAGCAACCCACUCCUAGCGAGGUUGUCAGUGGUGACAACCGCGAGUAUGGGACCAUGUCUUAUGUUUCUAUCCCAAAGACUCCGACAGGAACUGUAAAACCAUCCCCCGCAAAGACACCGGGCCACUGGCAAGUCAAGCCUUCUGUUCCUGCCAAGGGUGAAAAGGUCCCGGUUUACGAGGAUCUGUGGCAGCGGACCCGGCUCGACUGGAUGGUUCUCUUCGAUCUACGGCUCUGGAAAAAGACACGAACAGAUCUCCGCGAUCUUUAUAUCGGAACGGUGGUCAACGUUCCUCAAUUCAAGCGAGUUAUGGGCCUGCGCUUGUCCGCGCUGUAUACCGCUCUGGCACAGUUAUAUUUGAUCGCAGAUCGAGAGCCGGAUCAUUCUAUUGUCAAUCUGUCCUUACAACUUCUCACAACACCCUCUAUCACAGAAGAGAUUGUCUUGCGUGGAAACUUCCUGACUAAGGUUAUGGCCAUUCUUUAUACUUUCCUGACUACCCGGCAGGUUGGUGAACCCUAUGAAGUUAACCCUAAUGCGACAUUGGCAUUUGAUGCUGGAUCUGUGACGAACCGACGCCUCUAUCACUUCUUCCUGGAUCUCCGUUAUCUCCUUCAGUCCGAAUACGUGCAACACCGUGUACGAACCGAGGAUCAAUAUUUGUCUCAAUUCCUUGAUCUUGUCAAAUUGUCUCAAGGAAUUUGUCCCAAUGUACGGGCCGUCGGAGAGCACGUGGAAUACGAAACGGACGCUUGGAUCAGCGCAUCAAUACUCAUGCGCGAAAUCAACCGUCUGUGUCGCCAGUUCUGCGAGGCCUUCCGUGAGCCUGAAAUCGACAAUGGUCAGAACCUGGUGAGGGCCAUUAAGGUAGCAACCAUAGCCGCAAUUGUUCACUCUACUGGCGUGGAGCGCAAACGCUUCGACCAGGCUGAGAUCAAGGAAUACGUACGGUUUAAAUCUUUGCCUUGCUUCGAUUUUGAGGUCGACCACUCUGGCCAGAUUCCCCGUCAUCGUGUGGUGGACUUUGUUGUCGAACGCGGCUCGAUCAGUUUCCAUCAUGCUUUGCACUACACCCUUUCGUGGCUUAUUGAAUGUGGUCGUAGCGUGAGCAGUGAUCUGAUGCGCGAUGUACUGUUGGACGCAGCUCAGACAGCGAAUGACAAGUGCAUUCACGAUAGCCAACUUACUCCAGAGGACUUGCUUCUUAGCAUGUUUGACUACCCCCUCCGAGUUUGUGCCUGGCUCGCGCAGAUGAAAGCUGGGAUGUGGGUUCGAAACGGUCUCAGCCUUCGUCAUCAGAUGUCACAAUACAGGGGAGUUUCGUCUCGCGACUUUGCGUACUAUCGUGAUAUCUUCCUUCUCCAAACCGCUCUGGUUAUCUGUGACCCCAGCAGGGUACUCGCAUCUAUUGCUGACAGGUUUGGAAUGGCUGACUGGAUGAUCCGGAACUACAUGCCCCGUCCUGGCUACGAGGACACCCAGAUUCUUGAUGUGGCUGAAGAAUUCGUUCAUCUGCUCGUCGUCCUGUUGACCGAUCGAACUUCCCUCACUGCCUUUGAUGAUAGCGAUACUUUGACUCGUGAAAACAUCAGCAGAGACAUUGCCCACGUGCUGUGCUUCAAGCCGCUUUCCUUCUCUGACCUUUCAACCCGCCUUAGUGACAAGCUGCUUGACUCGGAUAUGUUCCAAGAUGUUUUGGAGGAGGUCGCAGGAUUCCGACCACCUGAGGGGUUGAACGACACCGGUACCUUCGAACUCAAGCCUGAAUAUAUCGAUCUCAUUGAUCCGUACAGUGCACACUACACCAAGAACCAGCGCGAUGAGGCAGAGAACAUUUAUAAGGAGUGGAUGGCCAAGAAGACCGGAAAGAAGGCAUCGGAUAUUGUUUUCGAACCCAAACUGCGGCCUAUCAGUGCCGGAGCCUUCUCGGACCUUCCUCGCUUCACAAGGACACUGUUGUUUGCUCAAGUUGUGCACCAAUGUCUUGACUAUGUGGUGUCGUCGAAAGACCGCACUCCAAACAUUCCUUCCACACGGGUCGAAACUUUCCUACAAGUUAUUCUGCAUUUGAUCCUGGCAGCUACACUGGAAGACAAGACUGAAGAAGAUGACAUUUCCGAGGAUUCCACCCGGUCCUUUGUGUCUCAUGCACUAUCCAAGGCCAGGAUGACGCAAGCCGGAAACUUGACUAUUAUUAGUCUUUUGGAGAAGAUCUCCGUCAUGGGUGAAUUCUCCGCUUGUGGCCCCAAGAUCCGUCACAUCCUCAAACGACUCUGGCAGAAGCGACCUCGAGCAUACACUUCGGCAACCGCUUCCCUCCGGUUCCCCUUCGACAGGAUUGAUACUAACUCUCCUGCUAUUGAUACCGAUAAUGAGAAGGAGCUCAAGAAGAAGCAGGCCCUGGAACGGCAAGCCAGAGUCAUGGCCCAGUUCCAGCAGCAACAGCAGAACUUCUUGAAUAGCCAGGGUGGUAUUGACUGGGGAGAGGAAGACUUUAGUGACCUCGAGUCGGAGCCAGAGGCGGCCCCUGAGGCGAAGGUCUGGAAAUAUCCCAGUGGCACCUGUAUUCUUUGCCAGGAGGAAACCAACGACUCAAGGCUCUAUGGUACAUUUGCCUUGAUACAGGACAGCAAUAUCCUGAGGCAAACCGAUACAAGUGACCCAGACUGGAUUAGAGAAGCCCUCAAGACCCCAUCCACCCUGGACAAGUCCGCCGAUGAAGUUCGCCCAUUCGGAGUUGCAGGCGAGAACCGCACUACAGUGCGCAGAUUGGACUCUACUGGUGGAGAGGUCAUCAGUGAGAAGGUUGGCUUGAGCAAAGGGUUCAGUGCCAAAAACACCAUGCAUGGACCUGUUACAACUGGUUGCGGACAUAUCAUGCACUAUUCAUGCUUUGAGGUCUACUACACUGCGACUCAAAGGCGACACACUCAACAAAUCGCUCGCAACCAUCCCGAGCGCUUGGUUCUGCAAGAGUUUGUCUGUCCUCUUUGCAAGGCUUUGGGCAAUUCGUUCCUCCCCAUUGUCUGGAAGGGCAAGGAGGAGUCAUACCCCGGUCCACUAUCCACUUCCGUGUCUUUUGAAGAGUUCAUGAACACCGAUAUCAAGUCUGCUCUGUCGCAGGCACCAAACUAUACUGCUCUUGGAGAGCAUGACAAGAUGCAGCCACAGCCUUACCGGGAACUGUUCACCGAUUAUUUAUCAAAGACAUUGGUGCCUCCUCUUUCUACCAAGAUAGACCAGCUCAAGACGGCUUCUGUUCCAUCGACUGUGCAUCACUUCCCGCCCGCAAGAAUGCCGAUGCCCGGUCUUUUCCCAAGUGCUGAUGACGUUACUGCCACAAGCCCGCUCCAGCAGGUCUCCACUCCCGGAGACAGUCCCAUGUCGGAGCUUCUUCAGAUCUAUGAGCGACUCAAGAAGACGUUGCGUUUGAACCAUAUCUUUUCGACUUUCAAUCAUCCUCCAGAGUCUAUCCACGGGCCCCAAUUGAUCCACACUGACUCGCUGGCUCGCAGCUUUGGGUUCAGCAUCGCUGCUGUCGAGAUUUCACAGCGUGGGGUAGAAUCGGAGCCUGGCUCUACUUUGCUUGAAAAGAUCCCGCAGCUGACUCUCACACAUCUCCGUGUGCUUGCUGAGACGGCACUGUCUUACGCCGCAGUUGGGUGUCUACAUGAUAUCGGUGACUCUAACGGCCACUCUGUUGAGGAAUUUCAGGAAAUCCACCGUCAGAAGAUAUGCCAGUUGCUUGUUGGCCACCCAUGCCUAACUGGAAGAGCGUUGCUGGGUGAUCUCCGCGAGAUCGAGCCUCUCCUUGCAGGAGAUAGCUUUGUGUUCUUAUCUGAAUGCUCGCUUUCACUCCUGCGUGUCCUGAACAUCGACAUCCGUCAUUUGAUUCAGAUGUGUUACGUGGCUGAGAUUGUCAAGGUUGCUGUUACGUACAUUCUGUCACCGUCGGGUUUGAAGCAGGAGUUGGCUCAGCAUGGAGACGCACAUUACUUGAUGGACGUGGAGUUGUCGGAUGAGCGAUACGGAGUUAUUCGACACUUCUUUGAUUCUAUUGUUGGGGAGCUCAGAGGACAAGGGGAAAGCACAUCGUUCCCCGCAGAGAGUGGUUAUGUGAAGGAUGAGGAGUCGGCGACCCCAGGCGUCAUCAUCGCAUUGAGACGUCUGAUUUCAAGCUAUGCGUUGACCUUCCUUCGUAAGGCAGUGAUUCUUCUCCACGUGCAACACGGCGUCGAAUUCCCCAACACUGGCUUCAACGACGAAGACGCAUCGGAGCUCGACCGUCUUACGAAGGUGCUGCGUCUCCCGUCGCUGGAUGAGGUCUUUGCUUCCGUCAACCCUGCCAACAAGAACACAAACCCAUUUGAUGCAGUGGUAUCGGGAUGGAUCUUCCACUGGAAUGUCUCUCGCUCGGAAGUCCGCGUUGCCGAUCACAAGCCGUGGCCGAGCCUUGCCCAUCCGGCAAUCUUCGAGCUUGUCGGCCUACCGAAGUACUAUGAUAGUUUGAUUGAAGAGGCAAACCGGAGACGUUGCCCCAACUCCAAGAAGGAGCUGAGUGACCCGAGUAUCUGUCUCUUCUGUGGCGACAUCUUCUGCUCGCAAGCCGUGUGCUGCAUGGACCGCAAGAUGGGCGGAUGCAACCAGCAUCUCCGGAAAUGCGGAAAGAACAUUGGUCUUUUCAUCAACAUCCGCAAGUGCACCGUUCUCUACCUUCACAAGCACAACGGCUCAUGGCACUACGCACCGUAUCUCGACCGUCAUGGCGAAGUCGACCCUGGCCUUCGACGAAACCGCCAGCUCAUCCUCAACCAAAAACGAUACGACCGACUUCUUCGUGACGUGUGGCUGUCGCAUGGCAUUCCGGCGACGGUCAGCCGAAAGUUGGAAGCAGACAUCAACAACGGGGGAUGGGAAACGAUCUAA
Molecule: messenger RNA, 6510 nt
Organism: Aspergillus wentii DTO 134E9
Lineage: Eukaryota; Fungi; Ascomycota; Eurotiomycetes; Eurotiales; Aspergillaceae
Product: putative ubiquitin-protein ligase E3 component (UBR1)
Exons: 2
Coding region: 1-6510 (2169 amino acids)
Biological process (GO): ubiquitin-dependent protein catabolic process via the N-end rule pathway; protein ubiquitination
Cellular component (GO): ubiquitin ligase complex; cytoplasm
Molecular function (GO): zinc ion binding; ubiquitin protein ligase activity
Source: RefSeq, a predicted model, not a curated record